This is a messenger RNA of Paramecium sonneborni, 735 nucleotides long. NCBI's taxonomy places the organism in Eukaryota, Ciliophora, Oligohymenophorea, Peniculida, Parameciidae. The record is from the annotation of a GenBank genome assembly.
AUGGAUAGUGCCAAAUUUCAGAAUCGAAGUUUAUCCCAAUCUAAAAUGAAAAGCACCAAUAGAAUUAUUAAUGGUUAAUUCAGUGAACCUAAUUAAUUAAGCUCUAGCAUUUUAUUGUAAACUCAUGAAUAACAUUCUUUUCCAAAAGCCAAAAGGUUUCCAUCUGUUUCCAAAGAGUCAACACCCAAAUUGUUAUUGCUAAGUGAUACAAAAACUAAAAGAACAACUUCCUUUGGAUUUGGUAAUAAACUAAUCAAACCUUUGGAUUUAGAAAGAAGAGAUAAAUUAAAUCCUGCUCCUGGGGAUUAUGAAUUGAAGACUUUCUCAAGUACAAAAUCAUUUACUUUUGGAAAUAAAUUAACUAAAAUUGAUCGAUAAUAAGUUCCUGGUCCAGGAUAAUAUUAAUAUAAAUUAUAAUCAAAAACUCCUUAAUUUAGCAUCUAUGGAAAAAUAUUGUAUUAUUAUUUAUAUGAUUAUAGAGACAAAUAGAUUCUAUCCUAAUAAUCGGCUUCAUUUGUUACAUAUAACCCUAAAGAAGCUUUAACAUUGAAUUAAAGAUUUAAUAAGAUAAGUUUUGGUAUUGGAGAUAGACCAAAACAAACUUUUAAUGAAUAAAUUCCUGGACCAGGAUCCUAUCAAAGUAAGUCUCUUUUUGAUUUGAUUUGUGAAAGGAAAAAAUUAAAAGUCUCAUCAUGAAAAAACUCAAUAACUAUUUUUGAUUUUUUAUAAUUUUCC